AUGCUGUUGCGCCAUAUCCGCCUAUUGCAUAUUCCUCGGUUCCGCCUUGCCCAGAUGGCCGCUCGCCUUUCCAGCUCACAUACAGGAGACGGAAACGGAAAUGGAUCCGGGAAUAGGAUCAGGAAUGGGCAUACCGCAGGUGUGUCGUUAGAUGAUAUCCCAAAAUCCAGUAACUUCACCUCAAAGCUGCCUCCGGAUCCCGCCUUUGAAACCCCGGAAUCCUCCCACAAUGCCCCGCGCGAGGCCUUGGGACCCCGCCUUGUUAAAGGAGCUUUAUUCACCUAUGUCCGCCCCGAAACAACGGAUCAACCAGAGCUUCUAAGUGUUAGUCCGCGGGCGCUAAGGGAUCUGGGUCUCAAGGAAGGCGAGGAGAAGUCUGCACAGUUCCGCGACAUUGUAUCGGGUAAUAAAAUAUUUUGGACUCAGGAGAAUGGCGGGAUAUAUCCGUGGGCACAGUGUUACGGGGGCUGGCAAUUUGGUUCAUGGGCCGGACAGUUGGGAGACGGGCGCGCAAUCAGCCUCUUCGAAUCUACGAAUCCGGUAACUAAAAUUCGAUAUGAGGUUCAGAUAAAAGGGGCUGGCAGAACUCCUUAUUCUAGAUUCGCAGAUGGGAAAGCGGUCCUCCGUUCGAGCAUCAGGGAGUAUAUUGUUUCAGAAGCUUUGAAUGCGUUGGGCAUCCCCACAACCCGUGCUCUUUCACUUGUGCUUUUACCCAAUUCUAAAGUGAUAAGAGAACGGCUAGAACCUGGUGCGAUUGUGACACGUUUUGCAGAAUCUUGGAUAAGGAUCGGAACAUUCGACCUUCUUCGGUCUCGUGGAGAUCGAAACCUCACCAGGAAGCUUGCAACCUAUGCCGCUGAAGAUGUUCUUCCUGGUUGGGAAUCACUCCCAGCGGCUUUGUCUCUACCAGCGACACUUGGUCAAGAUCCACCAUCCGUCGACACUCCUCUGAGGGGAGUACCGAAAGACGCAAUACAAGGAGGCGAAGGUGUUGAGGAGAACCGCUUUACGCGCCUCUAUCGAGAAAUAGUACGACGUAAUGCAAAGACCGUUGCCGCAUGGCAGGCCUAUGGCUUUAUGAAUGGUGUCUUAAACACGGACAAUACAUCUAUUAUCGGGCUGUCUCUCGACUACGGACCAUUCGCUUUUAUGGAUAACUUUGACCCCCAGUAUACCCCGAAUCAUGACGACCAGCUCCUUCGAUAUUCAUAUAAGAACCAACCCAGUGUAAUUUGGUGGAACCUGGUGCGACUUGGGGAGUCCCUGGGUGAGCUAAUGGGUGCUGGAGACCAGGUGGAUGACGAGGCUUUCGUUACGAAGGGAGUUACGGAGGAAUUUGGCAAGACCCUUGUGCAAAGAGCGGAGAAGCUCAUAGGCAACAUUUGCGAAGAAUAUAAAACCGUAUUUAUGAACGAAUACAAACGACUCAUGUCAGCACGUUUGGGGUUGAAAACUCGCAAAGAAUCUGAUUUUGAGGUGUUAUUUUCGGAACUGCUUGACACCCUCGAGGCUCUCGAGCUUGAUUUCAACCACUUUUUCAGACAUUUGUCUGGUAUUUCUCUUGCUGAUAUCGAAACUGAUGAGCAGAGAAAGGCUAUCGCCAGUAUCUUUUUCCAUAAAGAAGGGGUUGGCGGUAUAGGGAAUACUGAAGAGUCGGCCAGGGAGCGUAUCUCUAAAUGGCUUUCUUCGUGGAGAGAACGUAUCGCUGAAGAUUGGGCUGCUGUAACGGAUGAAAAGAGGCAGAAGGCCAUGAAGGCUGCUAACCCAAAGUUCCUCCCACGUUCCUGGGUUCUUGAAGAGGUGAUUCAGCGUGUCGAGAACAAGGGUGAUCGAAAAAUUCUCGACCGCGUCAUGCAUAUGGCCCUCAAUCCGUUCCAGGAUGGGUGGGACUUGAAUAAGGAUGAGGAAGAGCGAUUCUGCGGAGAUGUUCCACGGCACCAGCGAGCGACAAUGUGUAGUUGCAGUUCAUAA
Paracoccidioides brasiliensis Pb18 is the source of this 1971-nucleotide messenger RNA. RefSeq lists its product as uncharacterized. The transcript has 6 exons. The coding region runs from base 1 to 1971 and encodes 656 amino acids. The record is from RefSeq and is a predicted model, not a curated record.